AUGAAACUCGUUCUCGUGUUCUUCGCUUUCAUCGCCGUCUCCCUGGCCGUCGUCUGCAAGGAGUGCAAAACGUUGGCGCAGAUAGUUAUUGAUCAGCAUCCGACUAAUCAAAGUGAAUGCCUGAAAUUCUACAACGACGGUACGAAGAAGGCUUGCGAGAAUUGGGUCUGGAGCUAUCCGUGCAUAAAGGCGUUAGCGGCGGUGGACACUGACGUUUGUGCCGAUAUUCUGAAGGGCAGCAGCGCCAACGACGCUUGCGAGGGACGCCCGUUUUGC
Messenger RNA from Mesorhabditis spiculigera, 276 nucleotides. Lineage: Eukaryota; Metazoa; Nematoda; Chromadorea; Rhabditida; Rhabditidae. The record is from the annotation of a GenBank genome assembly.